Folsomia candida is the source of this 3720-nucleotide messenger RNA. RefSeq lists its product as uncharacterized. Lineage: Eukaryota; Metazoa; Arthropoda; Collembola; Entomobryomorpha; Isotomidae. The coding region runs from base 1476 to 2771 and encodes 431 amino acids. The record is from RefSeq and is a predicted model, not a curated record. The transcript has 3 exons.
GCACUUAGCUCUAUUUAGAAUUAGAACGACGUAAAAGUAUCAUAAAAGAGUGAUAGUGAGUGCCGCAGGGUAAAGUUAUAGAGUGCUCCAUUUCUGGUCUAUGAAAAUUAUGGCAUAUGUAAAGUAGCUAAAUCUGAAUCCAUACUGUUCAGAAUUUGUUACGACAUAAUUAGCUUUAUCCUUAGUGUUUUAAUGGUUGUAUAGAAAAAAUGGUAUACAAAUAAAUAUGUAUAGCAGACAUCAGGAUAGUUUAUGUAGCAGUGGGAGAUAAAUAUUUGUCAGCAAAUAAGCUGACAAUUCCAAUGGAUGAAGAUGUAUGAAGAAAAUUUAAAAUCGAGGUUAUGAUAUAUAAAUAAUUUAUUACGUCCUCCACGUGCCAAUAAUGAGCUGAUUACCUAAGCUAACUAAUCCUAAAUCGUAUGUAUAUCCAGGUUCGGUUUAAAUAACGUUUUCAGCGACUUGGGCAAGUAUUUGGAGAUAUAUUAGGCAACUCCUCAAACCUAAAUAGCAAUUAGCCAUUUUUUUCGCAAACAAUCCCUAACCUUGUAAAACUAAUUCAAGAAAAAAUUGCAAACUUUGCUCGUCCGGGUGGUUGCGUCGGGGUAUUAGGGUACAGAGGUCGACGCCGACAAAUUUUCGGCGGCUGCGGCGCCAAUUUUCGGGGAUUUUUCGGCGGCGCGGCAAUGUUGAAGGACUAGGAGAUCACAUUUUUUGGCGGCGGCGGCGCCUACCUAAUAAUAAUACUACCUAAUACUACUACGCCUAAUACUACCAGCGUUCGGCGGCGCGGAGGCGUUAGAUCGGCGGCGUCGACCUCUGUUAGGGUAAAUAUUUGUUGGGGGCCGUGUAUUUAUGAUCUCAUGAAAAAGGCCGAGUUUUGAACCACACAUCCUACAUAUUGAUCGUCACAUACGAGGAUCUCAAUCACUCGCCCACUAUUUUACUGAUAUAAUGGAUGGAUACUCCCUCAGGUAAAUUUUGAUAAAUACCCUCAAUAAUUAGGUAUCUAAAUAUAUCGUGAUAUCUUUGACUUACUAAAUUUCAAGGUAAUCUUAUCCGUGGCUAAGGACUUAUGUAUUCAUUCUUAUAUUUAUAUGAAUAAUUAUUAGUUGGAGAAAAAAAUAUUGGUGUAUGUCCCACCGAUAAAUGUUCACGACCAAGUUUAAAUAUUUAGGUUAAAGUCAAACCAUGUUUCGAAAGGUUGCUAAUUUCAUUUGUCAUAAAUUCGGUGGACUGACUAAUCCUAAACUUCAAAGAAUUAAGAAUCAAUAUUAAGCAUAAAACGUAUGAAUUUGUGGGACUAAAUGUCAAGCUAUUUUUUAUAAACAACUUAUUUAUUAAUCUGCCAUAUCUCCCGACAAAACCUAGAAAAAGGUUUGGGCUUCGCCAAAUAUUUUUUAGUUUUGCGAAAUACAUCGCAAAUAUCUUGCUUACUUGUUUCACAAUCUGGUACAGAUACGUAAUUUUGCUUAAACAUGAUCACAAACAUUGCCAUCAAACUAUUCGCGUUGCGAAUCCGUUUCGCUGAAAUCUUCUUCUCGAGCCCGAUUGGUUGGAAUUUUAAGAAAAAUCGGCUCCAAAGGUCAGAUAAAUUGCGCCUAUUUGGGGCCUACUUUUGGGCCGUGGUUCUCGCAAUUUACACUCUGCUCGAGAUUUCGCUCCUUCUGCCAAAAUUGAGAACGUCAAAGGGAUCAAAUCGAAACAUUUUGUUUCUACUGGUCGACAUAUUGCAUUCUGGGAUUAAUCAGAUCAGCACAAUUAUCUCGUUUCUUCUCAUCUUUAAGAGGGACGCGAUGAUUGCUUGGUUCAAUGGGAUGCUGGAUUUGGACGCAGUAUUGCAGAGACGCCUAGCUCACUGCAUUCCAACCUCUCACAAACUUAUAAAAGCCAACAAAAUUUGGCACAUAGUCGUCCCUGUGGCCUGGAAUUGGUCCAUGUUUACCGGAAUGUUGCCUGGUUUCGGGCUCCUCCUUUUUGAAGAGAUCGAACCCACGUACCGCUUUUUAGAAGCAUUGUUCGGAAUCAAGCCAAAAAUAGAGCUAAAAUUUCUCCCGUUAUGGCUAACUUUUAUGUUAUUUUUGUUAAACGUCCUCACUCCCCUGAGCACAAUAAUCUUGACACUUUUCAUCUAUUUGUUGUCCUCGUACGUCUGGUUGGUCAUGAUUACACCGACCGACCGACAAUUAAUUGCAAAAAAUGGUAACGGUACGAUUGUGGAUGCAAAAGAAACGUUUGGGGAUUUACAAAUUUUGCAAAAAAUAAGAAACGGACGGAUUAAUUUGACCGAGUUUGAAUUAAACACCCCGCUCGGCCAGGUACCGUGGUCACGGCUGAUCUCGUACUACAGGUGUCAACAAGUCUUAAACACGAUGGUGAACGGGAUGGUGCAAAACGUCUGGAUGGGGAGUCACCUCGGUUAUAUUCUUAUGAUAUUGACGUCAUCGCUUUAUUUAAGUAUAAGGCACUCCGGGAGUAUCGCAUUCCCCAGUUUUCUCGUCUGUCCAACCCUCGUCAUCGCCGUGGUAAUCCUGCUCGUCGUGGAGUGUACAAUUGUAGGAAAUUUGUACGAGGUUUCUGUAUCGUUUACGAAGAAAUUGAGCCGUUCCAGGAGCGGGAAGAGCGCUGGUGCAUUCCGUAAAAUUUGUAAAUCCCUUCGACCGAUUAAACUGGAAUUGGCGAGUCCCUUCUUUUUCGUAGAUAGAGGCCUGAUUUUCACAUCCUUGGAUAAAGUAUUGAAUUUUGUCAUUGAAUUGUUAUGUAUUCAUCAGUAAAGCCUACUACUCAGGUGGGAAUUUUCAUUUUCUCACUCGAAAUGGGGUGUUCGCGUUGCAUAAAUUUUCGCCUUCAUUAAAAUUAGUCCGAUUUCGCUGGAAACUCCAGUAUAAAUAUAAUUAGAUAAAUAAAUUAAAGUGUUUAUAAAUAUAACAUAUUUUACUUCAUUCAUUUUCUCGUAUUUUUGCAUAAGUUUUUUACUUGAAAAAUCCCUCCUGAGUGGAUACUAGGCUUAAGAAAUAAAUUUGUAGUAAUUUACUCAAAUUUAGAAAUCUUUUCGUUUCGGAAUGAAAGUAAGGUAUGAAUUGUUGCAUGGAAAAUAGCAAAAAAUACUAAUGUGUGCAGAAAUUCGAGGAGAAGACAAUGUCAGAAAUUAUGUAUUAAAUUGUCCCAUGCCAUUCAUGAAUAAUUUAUGUGUUUCACUCCUGCGUUGAACAAGUUUAAAGAAAACUUAUUUGUAAUUAGUUUUACUUUAGUUUGAAAGUUAUUUUUCUGUGUUUUAGUCUAAUGGAUAAAUACUUUUUGUCUGACAAAUGCAUACAUAACCUGAGAAAUUUAUCAGUAAACUUGGGUUAGAUGUUGACCCAAAUUGUGCAAAACAAAGCUGAAACAGUAAGCCUGUAAGUACUUAUUUUGGGUGGGAGCUUUCCAGGAAAAACUAAAAGUUGCAAAGGGAAAGUCUGUUUAAGUUUAGGAGGAAAUUAUACAUGCAAAUAGCAAAGUGAACCUAUGCAGAUAAUUUUUUAAGUUCACUAUUCUAAAUUUAGAAAAUCACAGGAAUAACCAUUUAAGGUAUGGUUUAUUAGUCGUGAGACGAUUUGAAAGUCGGCGUGUUUCAAACCGGGAAGAUAGAAUGUCAAGAAAAUUAUUGAUAAUUUUCAUAAAUACGAAUAUCUUGCAAGCGUAGUUCUAACCUUAUUUGGUUAAUUAAUAAAUUUCAAAGUAAGA